Molecule: messenger RNA, 753 nt
Organism: Psilocybe cubensis
Lineage: Eukaryota; Fungi; Basidiomycota; Agaricomycetes; Agaricales; Agrocybaceae
Exons: 4
Coding region: 1-753 (250 amino acids)
Source: RefSeq, a predicted model, not a curated record
AUGGGACGUUGGACACAGUAUGACGAGGAUGAAUACAGGCUCCCGGAGGGUGUGAAGCGUAUUGGAUACGAUGCUGAUUCGGGAAGGUACCUCUUUCGUAGUGGAGGGAGCAUAUGGCAGGGACCUGUGGGCGCUGAGUAUGGCGAGUUGACGAAAGUUGAUUCGGUGCCAUCAACAGUGACAGUAGCUGGUUCUUCGAGCUUAGAAGGGAUAGAUGAUAUCUUUGACACAGACGAUGGUGAAGAUGAAAGCAGCGGCCGACGUGGAGAUGAUGUGGAAGCUUCGCCCAGGACGAGAAGCCGGGGCUACCAGCUCCUGUCCGAUGACCACAACCGCACUAUCGUACCUCGUACCGCACAAAGUAGCAAAGGUGCCAACACCCGAAUGGGCGCAUACCGGACACUCUUUCCUUUCUUUCUCAUCAUCGCUGUUCUUCUGCUACUCAUGUGGCGACUUCUCAUAUCGCCUUCCCUAUCAUCCCCACCGCCAGCCUCGAAAAAAUGCCCUGAGGGCACGUUGUCCCGAUGGGUGCAACCGGGCGAUAGCUGUUGGGAGCUUGCAAAAGAGAGCGGGUGGACGUUGGAAAAAUUCAAGGAGGUCAACUCCAAGGUUGUGUGCGAUCCGCUAAUGCCGGGUACCUCCAUCUGCCUACCGCCAUCGAAACAAAAGAUGGAGAGGAUGAAGAUGAUGCAAAGACAACAGCUACCACAACAACAGGCCAAGCGUGGGCAGCAACAGAAAAGGCGAACCUGA